AUGGCGCGCUGCCGCGGUUCCAUGAACCGCCGCAGGGACUGGCGCGGCUCCGUUAUUAACCAACGCGCUUGCUGCCCCGGGACCGUUGCGCUCCUUGCCCUCAUCGCCGCUCUUUCCGCAACUCCCCCAGCAUCCGCGCAAUAUCUCUUCCCCGCCACCCCCGCGCCCCCUCCUCCGAACUCUUCCGCCGAUGCUUCCGCCGCAGCUGCUUCCGCUUCACCCUUCCAAAACGGGCAACGCAAUAACGGGGCGGACGAUAACAAGGACGCGCUACCAGUGGUGACUAUAGCGGGGCCCCGACUGUCUGAAGUGCCCGGACGGCAACCAGAGAAAUCCGCUUCACUAUCUGCUGCCACGUCAGCAGCUACAACCGCCGCUGCUACAGCAACGGCAGGUUUGUCUGGGUCAACUAGACGACCCAGUGGCGAGGAACUCUAUAUCGUGUAUUUCAGAAACGUGCCGUCCGUUAUAGACUAUAAGGGCGGCAUCCCUGGAUUUGCUGCUACAGCAGCUCCUGCUACCAGCGAUGGUCUCACUGCCUCCGCUGCUACAGCCGCUACAGAUGAUGAUGAUGACGUGGAAAGCUAUGAGGCUGGAUAUGAUUCGGAUGCUACAGGGGCUCCGUAUGCUACAGGUGGUGCUGCUGGCGCAGGCGGAAGGAUCGCAAGCGCAAGCAGCGCAGGAGAAGCGAUAAGGGGACUAGUAAACGCUUCAGUGGCAUCAAUAGCAACAGCAGGAGCAGGAGUAGUGGGAGAAGGAGGAGCAGGAGGAGGAAGAGGAGUAAGAUCAAGGGCAGCAGCAGGCAGAGCAGCGGCGGCGGCGGCGGCGGUGCAGGCGAUGGGGGCGCUGGACGGGCCGCGCGGCAGCAGGCGCGCGGACGAGCGCGAGAGCGACGUGCGCGCGUUCGCGCAGUUCGUGGGGGGCGUGCAGCAGCACAUGCUGCAGGCCGUCGGUAUUCCCAAGAAUCGCAUCGUGCAUAGCUACCGCUACGUGCUGAACGGAGUGAGUGUCAAACUGACCCGUUUAGAGGCCCACCGCUUGCAGCGGCACGAGUCGGUGCUGAAAGUGGAGCGAUGCCAGACGGUCACAGUUCAAACCAUUCACACGCCGCAGUUCCUGCAGCUGCCCUCGGGUGUGUGGCCGAGCGUGGGCGGGAGGAGCAAGGCAGGCAAUGGCAUGAUCAUUGGGAUCGUGGAUACGGGUAUCUGGCCCGAGCACCCCAGCUUCAGCGAUAAGGGCUAUCCCCCAGUACCUCCCCGCUGGCGAGGCAAGUGCACCACGACGAGCGAUUUUAAAGCCUGCAGCAAGAAGAUCAUCGGCGCACACUACUUUGCCGAGGGGCUCGUGGCGAGUGGCGGCUCUGUCGACCCCUCCGCUGAGUACCUGUCGCCACGAGAUGCUAGUGACCACGGCACAUGGUGUGCGGGAGCCGCAGCAGGAAACCCGGUAAAGGUGUCCGGAGGAGGAGUGCAGUUCGGUACAGCGAGUGGCAUGGCUCCCAGAGCGCGGAUAGCAGUCUACAAGGCCAUCUGGGUGCAGGGCAAGCUGGCCAUUGGAUCGGACUCGGACGUGUUUGCAGCCGUUGAUCGCGCGGUGGCGGACGGUGUGGAUGUGCUGAGCAUGUCCGUGGCUAUCAAUGAGGAGACUUAUUUCAAGCAUCUGGCGAUGCUGCGUGCUGCCAGGGCAGGGGUGUUUGUGUCACUGGUGGCAGGCAACAGUGGGCUUCCCCCCGCAAGCCCCAAGCUCUAUCGCACGCUCACCAACCUCUCGCCUUACUACAUCACCGUUGCAGCCAGCACGUCCAGCCAAGCCUGGCCGCCCCAAGCCAGGCUGUCACUGGGCAACAGGCAGAGCUACCUGGGGGAGACACUCCUGGGCGGCAGCACUGCCACGCGCCAGCUGCCUCUGGUGGAUGGCAAGACAUCCGCUGCUGCCGGGUACACGGCUUCGCAGGCCGAGGCAUGCGUGCCCUACUCUUUAGCGCCCUCCAAGGUGCGUGGCAAGAUCGUGGUGUGCUGCACGGGAUUUUCCUACGCGAGUGAGAAGGCAGCGGAGGUGGCGAGGGUGGGCGGGCGGGCGAUCAUUGUGGUGCCAUACGCGAAUGGGGAGGGCGCAGUGAGGACCGUGGCCUUGGGAUUGCCGGGGCUGUUCCUCGUGUUCUGGAAGGGCAAGGCCAUUCGCGAGUAUAUUCGCAGCACCCCCAACCCUACUGCAACCCUCUCGGCGCUCUUCCUACCCAAGCAGGUGGCUCCCGAAAUGGCCGUCUUUUCAGGCGCAGGUCCCUCCGUCAAUCCCGCUGCAGGCUUCUACGACAGCAGCAAGGUCACCAACGCCAUCUUAAAGCCCGACAUCACCGCGCCAGGCGCGAGCGGAGAAACAGGCGAGCGGAGAAACGGGCGAGCGGAGAAACGGGCGAGCGGGGAACGGGCGAGGCGCUUGGACUUUCAACGAGCAGCAGGCGAACGGAGCAGCAGACGAGCAGGGCAGGAGGUGAGCGGAGCAGCAGACGAGCGGAGCAGCAGACGAGCGGAGCAGCAGACGAGCGGAGCAGCAGGCGAGAGGAGCAGCAGGCGAGCGGAGCAGCAGGCGAGCGGAGCAGCAGGCGAGCAACGCAACAGGCAAGCGGAGCAACAGGAGAGGCUCUUUUCGGUUAUGGAUGCUAGUACUCACGAAACCACCCCUGUUGAAGCACGAGCGCCAGCAGCAGCUUCGUCGGCCGCGUCAAUGGCGGCUUCCGCCGUUUCCUCCUUCAGCGCCGGCGCCUCCGACUCUUCCGCCGCAUCUACCGCCGCGAUUUCAAUCGAGGAGUCGCCUCACGGUCGAACCGCGUCCCCGUGCGCCGCGUGCAAGUUCCUCCGGCGGAAAUGCACGGCGGAGUGCGUUUUCGCGCCGUACUUCCCGCCGGACCAGCCGGGCCGAUUCGCGAACGUUCACCGCGUGUUCGGCGCGAGCAACGUGACGCGGAUCCUGGCGGAGCUUCCGCCGGAGCUGCGCGGAGACGCAGCGAAUAGCAUGGCAUAUGAAGCGGAGGCGCGAGUUCAGGACCCGGUGUACGGCUGCGUGAGCGCGAUUUCGUUACUGCAGCAGCACGUUGUUCAUCUGCAAACGGAGCUGCUUGUAGCGCAGCAGGAGCUUUCGGGGCUGCAGCGCGCGCUAGAAGCCUCCGCGCAGGCAGCACAGGCGCAAGCAUCACAGGCGCAAGCAUCACAGGCGCAAGCAUCACAGGCGCAGGGGCAUGCGCUUCACCUUUCCGCUGCAGCUGUGUCCGCACCAGCACAGACACCUGUACCAACCACUGCCGACAAUCCCCCCCCCGAGUCAGCCAUGACCCAAGAGCCUCCCGCGUAUCCCCCAGCCCACACAACCGCAGCCAACCCCCUCUCUUUCCCCACUGACCCCUCUGCCCUCUCUGCCCCCGCUGUGCCCACUGCCCCCACUGCUGUCCCUUCUGCCCCCUUCGCCACUGCUCCCUCCUUUGCUGUCCCCGCUGCUGCCCCUUCUGUGGCAUGCGCAUCCCAAGCAGCGGCAGCAGCAGCAGCAGUGGCAGCAUCAGCUCCAGACGCCUCUGUUCCACCUCCAUUGCUGCUGAACUCUGUAACAGGUGUCGUGGAAGGAGGUGCUGGUGUGCCGCUAAUGCAUGCCUCGUUUGAGUCUCAAACGCCAUCGCCUGCUGGUACUGCAGUUGUGACCUCGUUACAAGCUGCUCCUGUAGCUGCAUUGCAGCCUGCCCCUGUCUCCGUGCUAUAA
This is a messenger RNA of Closterium sp. Naga37s-1, 3747 nucleotides long. Lineage: Eukaryota; Viridiplantae; Streptophyta; Zygnematophyceae; Desmidiales; Closteriaceae. The record is from the annotation of a GenBank genome assembly.